AUGUUUUCGGUAACGAGAAGAAGAGCUGCUGCUGCUGCUGCUGCCAUGGCCACAGCUACAGGGUCACUGUACUGGGUGACUAGCCAAGGCGAUAGGCCCUUGGUGCACAAUGACCCGAGCUACAUGGUGCAAUUCCCCACUGCUGCUCCUCCGCAGGUCUCUAGACGAGACCUGCUGGAUCGUCUGGCCAAGACGCACCAAUUCGACGUGUUGAUCAUCGGUGGAGGAGCCACUGGGACAGGGUGUGCCCUAGACGCUGCCACCAGGGGGCUCAAUGUGGCCCUUGUCGAGAAGGGCGAUUUUGCCUCGGGAACGUCGUCCAAGUCUACCAAGAUGAUUCACGGUGGCGUGCGGUACUUGGAGAAGGCCUUCUGGGAAUUCUCCAAGGCACAGCUGGAUCUGGUCAUCGAGGCACUCAAUGAGCGUAAACAUCUUAUCAACACUGCCCCCCAUCUGUGCACGGUCCUACCGAUUCUGAUCCCCAUCUACAGCACGUGGCAGGUCCCGUACAUCUAUAUGGGUUGUAAAUUCUACGAUUUCUUCGCUGGUUCCCAAAACUUGAAAAAAUCAUACCUGCUGUCCAAAUCUGCCACCGUGGAGAAGGCUCCGAUGCUUACGACGGACAAUUUGAAGGCCUCGCUUGUGUAUCACGAUGGGUCCUUUAACGAUUCGCGUUUGAAUGCCACUUUGGCCAUCACGGCUGUGGAGAACGGCGCUACCGUUUUGAACUAUGUCGAAGUACAGAAAUUGAUCAAGGACCCAGCUACUGGUAAAGUUAUCGGUGCCGAUGCUCGUGACGUUGAGACUAACGAACUCGUUAGAAUCAACGCCAAAUGCGUUGUCAACGCCACAGGGCCAUACAGUGAUGCCAUUUUGCAAAUGGACCGCAACCCAUCGGGUCUACCGGACUCCCCGUUAAAUGACAACUCCAAAGUCAAGUCGGCUUUCAACCAAAUCGCCGUCAUGGACCCGAAAAUGGUCAUUCCAUCUAUUGGUGUUCACAUUGUAUUGCCCUCUUUCUACUGCCCGAAGGACAUGGGUUUGUUGGACGUCAGAACGUCUGAUGGAAGAGUGAUGUUCUUCUUACCUUGGCAGGGCAAAGUCUUGGCUGGUACCACAGACAUCCCACUAAAGCAAGUUCCAGAAAACCCCAUGCCCACAGAGGCCGAUAUCCAAGAUAUCUUGAAAGAACUGCAACACUACAUUGAAUUCCCUGUGAAGAGAGAAGACGUCCUAAGUGCAUGGGCCGGUGUCAGGCCUUUGGUCAGAGAUCCGCGUACAAUCCCCGCAGACGGUAAGAAGGGUUCUGCCACCCAGGGCGUGGUGAGAUCGCACUUUUUGUUCACUUCGGAUAAUGGAUUAAUUACUAUUGCAGGUGGUAAAUGGACUACUUACAGACAGAUGGCAGAGGAGACAAUUGACAAAGUUGUCGAAGUUGGUGGAUUCCAUAAUUUGAAACCUUGCCACACAAGAGACAUCAAACUUGCUGGUGCCGAAGAAUGGACGCAGAACUAUGUAGCCUUAUUGGCUCAAAAUUACCAUCUAUCAUCAAAGAUGUCCAACUAUUUGGUUCAAAACUAUGGAACUCGUUCUUCCAUUAUUUGCGAAUUUUUCAAAGAGUCUAUGGAAAAUAAACUGCCCCUGUCCUUAGCUGAUAAAGAAAACAACGUAAUCUACGCUAGCGAGGAAAACAACUUGGUCAAUUUUGAUACUUUCAGAUAUCCAUUCACAAUCGGUGAGUUAAAGUAUUCGAUGCAAUACGAAUAUUGUAGAACUCCCUUGGAUUUCCUUUUAAGAAGAACAAGAUUCGCCUUCUUGGACGCCAAGGAAGCUUUGAAUGCGGUACAUGCCACUGUCAAAGUUAUGGGUGAUGAGUUCGAUUGGUCAGAGAAGAAGAGGCAAUGGGAACUUGAAAAAACUGUAAACUUUAUCAAGACAUUUGGUGUCUAG
Messenger RNA from Saccharomyces paradoxus, 1950 nucleotides. It is a transcript of the gene GUT2, whose product is annotated as glycerol-3-phosphate dehydrogenase. Gene Ontology annotation, biological process: glycerol-3-phosphate metabolic process. NCBI's taxonomy places the organism in Eukaryota, Fungi, Ascomycota, Saccharomycetes, Saccharomycetales, Saccharomycetaceae. The transcript has a single exon. Gene Ontology annotation, cellular component: mitochondrion; glycerol-3-phosphate dehydrogenase (FAD) complex. Bases 1 to 1950 code for a protein of 649 amino acids. Gene Ontology annotation, molecular function: glycerol-3-phosphate dehydrogenase (quinone) activity. The record is from RefSeq and is a predicted model, not a curated record.